AUGACGGAGUCAGAGGAGUUGCUCAGAACGUGGUUACGCCAAGCCCAGUUGAAGAGAAGGAUUGUCAAUGUACAUGCUUUGCACCAGCAGAACGCAUUUGCGCCUAUAAAGUUUGAUAGAACAGACCUGCUAAGUGUUCAGAUUCCUUAUGAAGAUCCACUAGUCGUCAGUCUAAUAGUUGCAGAAUGCUUGGUUCGAAGAGUUCUGAUUGAUCCAGGAAGUAGUGCAAAUGUCAUGCCCAGAGUGAUGUUCGACCGACUUGAGAUCGAACCCGAGAAACUUAAACCCAUAGGAAAUCCAUUACUCGGAUUUGAUGGGAAGUGGGUGGAGCCCAUUGGCAUGGUGAAAUUGACAGUACAAGUUGCUGAGAGAGUUUUGACUGAGAGUUUUGUGGUCAUGGAAAUUCAUCCAUCCUAUAACCUCUUGAUGGGAAGAGGGUGGAUACACAGAGUUCAGGGUGUCCCAUUAACCCUACAUCAAGUGAUGCGAUGCUUGGGUCCAGAUGGGACCAAGGAGCCUUCACCCAGCAAAGAUGGGGAGGAGGAGCCAUCAGUUCUGACCACAGAGCCUCUUCUUGAUGUGAAGAUCGACCAUAAGAAACUGGACCGAACAACAAGGGUGGGAUCUAGACUUACUGAAGAGGAAAAACUAGGGUUGAUUGACUUCCUGACUCGGAAUGCAGAUGUAUUCGCAUGGAGCCAUUCAGAUAUGCCAGGGAUUAGUCCUUCUGUGUCCUACCAUUCCCUUAAUAAAAAGAAUGGAAAAUGGAGAGUAUGUAUUAACUUCACUAAUCUGAACAAAGCUUACCCAAAGGAUAGCUUCCCAUUGCCAAGGAUUGAUCAAAUAGUGGAUGGCAUCACAGUAUACGAGCGAUUAACCUUCCUGGAUGCUUAUUCCAGUUAUAAUCAAAUCCCCAUGGACCCAAUCGAUGAAGAGAAAACUUCUUUUGUUACUGAACGAAGGACUUACUGCUACAAAGUCAUGUCAUUCGGAUUAAAAAAUGCGGGAGCUACUUAUUUGAGGCUGAUCAGCAAGAUUUUCAAAAGCCAAAUGGGGAGAACUGUUGAGUCUUACAUUAAUGAUAUGGUGGUCAAGAGUAAGAAGAAGAAUGAUCACUUAGCGCACCUUCAGGAUGUGUUCGAUAUGUUGAGGCAAUACGGGAUAAAGCUUAAUCUGGCCAAAUAUUCAUUCGGCGUGAGCUCUGGUCAAUUUUUGGGACAUGUGGUCAAUCAUAGAGGAAUUGAGGCCAGCCGAGCGCAGGUAGAAGCUCUGAUCAGAAAUGCAGAACCAAAGACAACUAAGGAGGUGCAGGCACUCACAGGUCAAAUAGUUGCGCUGAGUCAAUUUAUUUCUAAGCUCUCAGACCGUUGUAAACCAUUCUUUGAUACAAUUCGAGGCUAUGGAAGGUAA
Messenger RNA from Cornus florida, 1410 nucleotides. RefSeq lists its product as uncharacterized. The transcript has 3 exons. The record is from RefSeq and is a predicted model, not a curated record. NCBI's taxonomy places the organism in Eukaryota, Viridiplantae, Streptophyta, Magnoliopsida, Cornales, Cornaceae. Bases 1 to 1410 code for a protein of 469 amino acids.